GUUAAUGGUUACGCGACAAACAUAUAAAGAUAACACACCGUAUACAUAGUUAGAUGGAGUACUAUUUCGUCGUACAAAUAAAUGACACGCAAUAGUGAAGAACCAAUAAAAAACGAGGCGCAAAUACGUGUUUUUUUAUAAAUUAAGUGGUCAAACACAAAAACAUUUCCUCGUAUAUCAUUUGUAACGGUUUGCAAAACAGUGUUGUGUCUUAGCAGUGCGUGAUAACGUGAAAAUCGAAUGUUUUGAUGUCGCGAGGCAUGACCACGGCAUGACUUCCAUGCCCUGCGUACCUACGGAAGGGCGUGCGGUGCGAAUUACGUUUACUAUGAAUGAUUUUAUCUCUUUCUAAACUCGAGUGUCUGUGAAUGACCGAGUGUAACAGCGAGCGUACCAAAUUAUGGAUUGAAAUAGUGUUUGUUGUUGAUGUAUUAUGAUUAUUUAGCAAAGAUAAGAUUUUUAACAUUAGUGUUAUCGUGUUAUAGUGAGGAAUCGCCGCGGCUCUGCCCACGGAAUAAAUUCAUAAGGUACUACGUCGGAUUCGUUACGCCGUUCGAUUUAUCAUAACGAGGUACUAUUUACGCACUAUAUGGUGAUUAUUAUAAGUAUUUUUAGUCGUGGCGCGUGUCCGCCGACGGUGUUUUACUAUUCGUCGUUUAUUAGGGUGACUUUCAUCAUUGGUGUAAACAACUUCAAGGUUAUCGGUUGGCAUGUGCCAGAGUCGUUAGGUGCGGGACUGGGAUGCAGGAGUGAUGUCGGCGGCGGGAGGAGGGGGCGCGGGCGCCGUGGUGCGCCAAGGGCAACUGCGGAAGCUCAAGACGAUGAAGAAGAAGUUCUUCGUGCUGCGCGCGGAGACCCCAGAAUGUUCCGCGAGGCUGGAGUACUAUGAGUCGGAGAAGAAGUUCCGCGCAGGAGUGGCGCCGCGGCGUGUGCUGCCGCUGAAGAGCUGCUACAACAUCAUGCGGCGACUGGACCUGAAGCAGAAGCACGUGAUCGCGCUGUUCACCCGCGAGGAGCAGUUCUGCGUGGUGGCGGACAACGAGCAGGAGCUACACGCGUGGCUCACCGCCAUCCUCAAGCAGCACCGCAGCGACGACGCCAGCGACGAGCUGCUGCACCCCAUACAACACGUAUGGCAAGUAAACGUGCAGAAGAAAGGCCUGGGUGCCACCAAGAACAUCCAGGGUCUGUACAACCUCUGCCUCACAGACAAGACGCUAACACUGGUGAAGAUCAAGAGUCACAACAAUGUCAUCAGCGAUCUUGGUCUACUGGAGCGCGUUGAGUACUCCUUGAAGAACAUUCGGAGAUGUGGCGAUUCCGAGCGUUUCUUCUACAUGGAGGUGGGGCGUCAGACGACCACGGGAGCAGGCGAGCUAUGGAUGCACACCGAUGACUCCAACAUCGCGCAGAGCAUGCACUCCACUAUAUACCAUGCGAUGCGCGACUGUGCCAAGGAGACGGAGAAUGAGCGCGACCACAUCGUGCUGCCGAAGGGGCCCGACAACGCCCUGCCCGCGCGCAGGCAGUCCUACUCCGACGGCCGCGGCCGCGCCGGACUUGCUAACGCCGACACCCAGAAUAACACACUAACUGAUAAAACAGACAACCCGGUAAGGGUGAUCAAACACCACCGAACAGAGUCCUUGCCCGGGUACCCUCUAUUCCAAGAGCCCUUGAAGAUAUCUCACGGGAGGACGAGGUCUGAGCCCCUGACGGGGGAGGAGGUAGAUCGCGUGCUGGUAGAGAAGGGAGUGACGCACUCGUCGUGCAAAGCGAUCAAUGGGACGGACGCGGCGGCGAAGAAGACGCAAUGGUCGCGGCGCGCCAGCACGGGGACGCGGUUACAUAAACUGUCGCCGGCUCAUACUAAGAACGCGGAAACGCUGCGUAACCGCUGCGUUAGUAUGCCGUCCCGAGCCAGUUCCUCGUUUGAGGUGGACAGAGCUCCGCCCAGAUACACUGACCUUGAUGGUUUGGAGGUGUCACGGGACGAAGCCGACGCGGUAUCGGACUGGUACCGGACGCCGGCGCGCAUUCCUGAGGAACCUGAUUGUUGCGACAUAUCUAGAGAUUUUAUGAGUUCAUCGCUAGCGGGCGGUGGGUCAGUAGCGCACUCGCGCACGUCGUCAGUAGGCGAGGCAGGCGGUUACCUGCCCAUGGCGCCGGCCGGCCUCGUGUCUGCCUCAUCAGGCUCGCUGUGCUCCGGCACACCCUCCACCGACCCGCGCUUCAGCGAAUACCAGCUCGAACCAGCUACUUCCCACAUCGGCCUCGAGCGGCCGCCUCGUGCCUACAGUGUAGGGUCACGCCCCACACCCUCGCAGGCCGAGACCCGCCACCGCGCCUACAGCGUGGGGGCCCGCGCCAGGCCGCCGCGGCACCCGCACGCGAGGCCCACCAAUACUGAUGAUCACAUGGAGAUUGAUUUCUCUAAUAAUUCGCCGGCUAAUCGGGUGAUGUCCCGCACGCCACCGACGGCUUGCUUCGUGGAGCCCCGGCCGAAGACCAACGUGGACGAGUACGUGGACAUGUCGCCGCGCAACGCCGGCUACGUGGAGAUGCGGCCCGGCGAGCGGCCCCGCUCCCCGCCCACCCCCGCGCCCGCGCCCGUCCCCGCCCCGCCCACGCCCGACGGCUACGUCGAGAUGAACUACGGCCGCGCGGCUACCAGGCCCAUCGCUAUCGGGUCCGCGCGGCCCCCGCCGCCCCUCGCCGCGUCGCCGGACGAGAGGCGGCGGCCCCGCGACCCGCGCACUCCACACGGCUCGCAGACACUGUUCGACAUGUCGCUAGACUCGCCCGCGUCGCCGCAGGACAUAGACACGACUGAGGCGCUGGAAGAGGACCCUCCCCACCACCCGUUGACGACGGUGCGGGAGAUCUCUGAGGACGGGCGGCGCAGCCCCGAGCCGGUAGCGCCGCGCCGCAGCCCCGAGGUGUCGGUGUCGCCGCAGUACGUGACGCUGGCGCUGACGGCGCCGCCCAAGACGCCCGAGCCCUGCGGCGACGAGCUCUCCUGCAACCCCACCGCCAACAAGACUAUCGCCAGGGUGCCCGACCCCGCCGACAUACGAGCGUCAGAGCCGGGUGCGGCAGGCGCGACGCUGGUGGUGGCGGGCGGCGGCGCGGCGCGCUGGGCGGGGCUGCACAACGCGGCGCGGGACCAGGAGCCGCGCCGCGCCGCCCCCGCGCCCGCGCCGCGCGCCUACACGCAGAUCGACUUCCUGCGCAGCGAGAAGCUGCACGCCGCCGACGCGACCUAG
Messenger RNA from Helicoverpa zea (corn earworm), 3266 nucleotides. It is a transcript of the gene chico, whose product is annotated as insulin receptor substrate 1. Gene Ontology annotation, biological process: insulin receptor signaling pathway. Gene Ontology annotation, cellular component: cytosol; plasma membrane. The record is from RefSeq and is a predicted model, not a curated record. Gene Ontology annotation, molecular function: insulin receptor binding; phosphatidylinositol 3-kinase binding. The transcript has 10 exons. Lineage: Eukaryota; Metazoa; Arthropoda; Insecta; Lepidoptera; Noctuidae. The coding region runs from base 753 to 3266 and encodes 837 amino acids.